GUUGCACCAAUGAUGUAACUUUCCUGAUAGGUCAGUAGAUGAGUGGCGAGUUUUUACGAUCGGAGUCUCGUUACGUUUAAAAAUUCCAAUUACAUAGCCUGAUUCAUUCAUUCCCUUUCAGUUUACAUGAUGAUACGAACACUGUUUCGCACCGGCGGGUCUCUUCUCCAGCAAAGUCGACAAACAGUGCCAAGGUUGUGUGUGUCCCCAGUUCAGCAACGAUGGGCGUCCAGUCUGCCGAUGAACACGGUGGUUCUGUUUGUGCCCCAGCAGGAAGCAUGGGUGGUGGAGAGAAUGGGUCGUUUCCAUCGCAUCCUCGAACCGGGGUUAAAUUUCCUCAUACCUAUACUUGACCGAAUCCGCUAUGUGCAAAGCCUCAAAGAGAUUGUCAUUGAUGUCCCCGAGCAAUCUGCAGUAUCUUUAGAUAAUGUAACGCUACAGAUUGAUGGAGUUCUGUAUUUAAGGAUCCUGGACCCUUUCAAAGCUAGUUAUGGUGUUGAGGAUCCUGAAUAUGCCGUCACGCAGCUGGCACAGACCACCAUGCGUUCAGAAUUGGGAAAACUCACACUGGACAAAGUGUUCAGGGAAAGAGAGUCCCUUAACUCCAACAUUGUUCACUCCAUCAACCAAGCCUCAGACGAGUGGGGAAUCCGUUGCUUGCGGUAUGAAAUUAAAGAUAUUCACGUUCCACCUCGUGUGAAGGAAUCGAUGCAAAUGCAGGUGGAGGCUGAACGCAAGAAGAGAGCCACAGUGCUGGAGUCCGAGGGAAUGAGGGAAUCGGCCAUUAAUGUUGCAGAAGGACAAAAACAAGCUCAAAUUCUUGCAUCGGAGGGUGAAAAGGCGGAACAGAUCAACCAAGCGGCCGGUGAAGCCCAAGCAGUCUUAGCCAAAGCUGAAGCCAAAGCCAAGGCUAUCCGUCUUCUAUCCGAUGCCCUCGCUGAGCAGAACGGAAAUGCGGCAGCCUCACUCAGCGUGGCCGAGCAGUACGUGUUGGCAUUUUCCAAGCUCGCCAAAGAGUCCAACACUGUCCUUCUCCCGUCAAAUGCAGGGGACAUUAGCAGCAUGGUUACGCAGGCCAUGGCUGUUUAUGGUACAUUAGCAAAGGCAACGCCAAAGAUCCCACCAGCAGAAGUGGAGGAGAGUGAAGAUGUUUUGAAUCAGCCGGAAUCGAAAUAGCACAGGACACAAUCAAUGAACUCACAAAGCAGUUGGAUGUGUAAAACUUGGAGUUGCACGAGUGGAAUUUUCACCGACUGUCACAUCAGCAAUUGUUUUGAUGACAGUGACUUUUGGAUGCGUGUCAUGUUUAUGAUUUACCUUUCUUUUCUGGAAGUUACGAGCUCCGAUAUUAAUUUGCAAGCUAUUUUGGUUUAUCAAUGCUGAAAAUUUGAUUUUGUUCACUCAGUUAAAAUUGGUUAAAAAUGUUUUUUUAUUGGAAAAACUUUCCCUUUGUUCUGUGGUUAGUAAAUAAACACUGUGCCCAACCUUCA
This is a messenger RNA of Syngnathus typhle (broad-nosed pipefish), 1490 nucleotides long. RefSeq names its product stomatin (EPB72)-like 2 (gene stoml2). Gene Ontology annotation, cellular component: membrane. The record is from RefSeq and is a predicted model, not a curated record. Lineage: Eukaryota; Metazoa; Chordata; Actinopteri; Syngnathiformes; Syngnathidae. The transcript has 10 exons. The coding region runs from base 127 to 1176 and encodes 349 amino acids.